GUAGGUUGCUAUGAAAAAAACAGGCAGGUAUUGUGGGAAAUAAUGGUGGACGGACUAAAAAAUUUUGUAUUCCAUAGAACUUUCAAGGAUAUAACCUUAAAAACAAUCUAAAUUCAUCAAUUCAAGUGUUCACAGCUAGGAGAUUCGAGACAUUCUAUGAUGGGGCAUAAAGCAGAUGAGCGGCCAUYACAAUCGAGCUUAACAAGAUUACAGGCUUCUAGGAUAAUCGAAAAUGCCUGGUGUUCUUAUCGUGAUAGACAGAUGUUUAAACUCCUUAAAUUUGCUAUCUGCGCYGCUGAACAUUCAUUAACCUUUGAAGUGCUUAGAAAGGUUUCUCCACUUGAAGCUGAGCUUUUAAAAGACCCAGCUGUUCAAGCCAGAGUAAGGUUCAGGUUUGGAGGAGAAGAGUUUCCACCAAUUAUUUUAUUCAAGGUUUACAUUCAUACUGGAGGACAAGGAUUAAAGUAUAUUAGUGGAAAGAGAAUAAUAAAACCCUCCUCACAGGCUGCUUGUGAUUCCUUACAGCUUAUGGGAAACAGAAAAUUCUAUGACCAGCUAACGGCUGAUUUGUGCCAGCAUGAAAAGGACAAAAUAACAGAUGAAAUUGAUAUCACAACUAUGAAAGAUUACAUGAAGUAUCUUUGUCAUCUUGAUGAAACACCAGCUGAAGUGGGAGGAAAAUCAAAUUUAUGGAGGAGACUGACAUUAGAUGUUAUUCCAAGACAAAACAUAGUACAUGACAUAUUUAGUUUUGUGACAUCUGGAGUGGCAACCCCACGUCUAGCAGAAGAAUAUCCAGACUUGUUGACCAUUUACCCAGUAACACAGGCUGUACAAGUUGCUAGAAUACAAGCAAUACCACACUACAGCAGACAAAAAAGGAACAUAGACUUGACUGGUAGUCAAGCUACAGCCAGAAGGUCAAGGAAAGCAAAGGAAAGAGUAGAAAAAAUGAGAAAGAUGUAUGGAAUGGAGAGUCCAUAUAAACAGGAUGGUAAUGAUUUGCGUGCACCCAGAAGUACUCCAGAUCUAGCAAAGGGAGUCAAGGAUGAUGAUUUAUUUGAAAGUGAUGAUUGGGAAGAGGAAGGAGACAAAUUGUAUGAAUGGGCACAGAAUUUAUCAAUGGACGAAUUAGGGGUUACUUCUCCAUAAAAUYUCUUUUGAUAGAUUAAAAUAUCUGUAAAUACAAUAAGUUGUACAUCAACAUAARAUAAGUUAUUGUACAAUUAUGUGACAACUUGUACAUUAAAUAAAUGUAGCAUUUUUGCUUAGGUCAGUAAAAUUAUAAUGUAGAUAUAUAAGAAUGCUUGUAGCAAAUUUUAAGAAAAUAAAGAUAUAUUAAAGAGAAGUGGUUUUCAGCAUAUAUAGUAAACUGAAAUGUUUUUGUGUUYAUUUGACCAAUAAGGGUACCUGUAAUAGUUCACUGAACUAAAUAUAAAUAAAGGUAGUUUGUGUACA
Molecule: messenger RNA, 1458 nt
Organism: Exaiptasia diaphana
Lineage: Eukaryota; Metazoa; Cnidaria; Anthozoa; Actiniaria; Aiptasiidae
Exons: 9
Coding region: 157-1152 (331 amino acids)
Source: RefSeq, a predicted model, not a curated record